Arctia plantaginis is the source of this 1221-nucleotide messenger RNA. The record is from the annotation of a GenBank genome assembly. NCBI's taxonomy places the organism in Eukaryota, Metazoa, Arthropoda, Insecta, Lepidoptera, Erebidae.
AUGCAGUUCUACAAGGAGAGAAUACUCAAUGCUGCACAGUUAAAAAGACUUAGUGAACAUAAAUAUUCUUGUUCGAGUGCCAGUAUAUUGGAUGCAUGGCUCCAACCGUGGUGGUGCUGGCUAGUGUCUAAAACACCUCUAUGGCUAGCACCGAAUCUCAUCACAAUAUUAGGUUUAAUAGUUAAUAUAUUCACCACACUUAUUUUAGUUUGGUACAGCCCUGACGCGCGGCAGGAACCGCCACGAUGGGCAUGCGCUCUCUGCGCGCUAGGCGUCUUCAUAUACCAAAGCUUAGACGCAAUAGACGGUAAACAAGCCCGCCGGACGGGCAGUCAGUCGCCUCUCGGAGAACUCUUCGACCAUGGCUGUGACAGCAUAUCAACAGUGUUCAUAGCGCUGGGCGCCUGCAUAGCUGUCAAGUUGGGAGAAUACCCAACUUGGAUGUUUUUCCAGUGCUUCAGCGCCAUGACACUGUUCUAUUGCGCUCACUGGCAGGCAUACGUGACAGGAACACUAAAAAUGGGCCGAAUAGACGUCACAGAAGCUCAAUACUCCAUCAUGGGCAUACACCUUGUGUCUGCCAUUUUUGGCCCUAGCUUUUGGGCUACUCAGUUACCGACUAUAAACAUCAGUUUGAAUCUGAUCUCCAACUACGCAGUCGUGUUGGUAACAUUGUAUCUAGUGGCGAGUUACGUUAACGUCAUUAUGAAGGGUGGAGUGGGGAAAAACGGCUCCACUGUUGCAGGGACAAGCAUUUUGUCACCGGUGAUACCGUUCUCUCUGGUGGUGGUGCCUGCCUUCAUCAUAUUCCAGAAGAGUGAAUCAAAUGUGUAUCAACAUCAUCCGUCGUUGUACAUCAUGGCGUUCGGCAUGGUCGCUGCUAAAGUAACCAACAGGCUGGUGGUGGCUCAUAUGACCAAGAGCGAAAUGUAUUACUACGAUUGGUCCCUCCUGGGGCCGGCCAUGCUGUUCCUCAACCAGUAUUUCAACAAUGCACUUCCCGAGUACUACGUAUUGUGGCUAUGCACGAUAUGGGUGUGCGUGGACCUGAUCCGGUACUGCGGCCAGAUCUGCCUGGAGAUCUGCGAGCACAUGAAGAUCCACCUGUUCCGCAUCAGCCCCCUCGGCGAGAGAGCGGCCGCGCCCGACCGCAACGUGGCCAGUGACAGCGAGAAGUCGGAUUUAGAAGAUGUAAAACCUCUUCUUAGUAAUGAAAGAUGA